Molecule: messenger RNA, 1200 nt
Organism: Chenopodium quinoa (quinoa)
Lineage: Eukaryota; Viridiplantae; Streptophyta; Magnoliopsida; Caryophyllales; Amaranthaceae
Exons: 2
Coding region: 91-1044 (317 amino acids)
Cellular component (GO): membrane
Source: RefSeq, a predicted model, not a curated record
AAUUUUCAUAAUGGGCAUGAAACAACCCAAAGGCAAAUCAUAAGGCCCAUCUUCUUGACGUAAACAACCCGUUCCUAAUUUUCAUCAUCAAUGUCAUAUUGUCAUGCUUUUGCUCAUCAAUUCUUCAUUCACACCCCCUUUUCUUGGAACUCCCAAAAAAACCCAUCUUUCAUAAUUUUAUCUAACCAAUCCAACAAAUCACAAUCUUCAAAUCAAUCAACCCAAAAUAAGUUGAAUCGAAGAUCAAAACUAAUGGGGUUGAGAAAAUGGGGAGUGGGGAUUGUUGCAGUAGUAGCAAUAGUAGUAGGAAGAGAAUUAAACAAGCAAUAUGGGUGGGAUAAAGAUGGAUUAAUGGAGGUUUUUAAGAAAUUGUCAGAUCAAUUGGGAAUUUGGGCAAUUCCAGCUUAUGUGGGUGUUCAUACUCUUACAUUGUCUCUUUGUUUGCCUUCUGCUGUGUUUUUUGAAGCUGGGGCUUCUCUUCUUUUUGGGUUUCUUCCUGCUGUUAUUUGUGUUUUUUCUGCUAAGAUUCUUGCUGCUUCUCUCUCCUUCUGGAUUGGCAGGCUUAUCUUCAAGAAUUCAAGCUCUGCGAUGCAUUGGGUGCAAAGUAACAAGCAUUUUCAUGUACUCUCCAAAGGCGUAGAACAAGAUGGUUGGAAAUUUGUCCUUCUUGCCCGGUUUUCUCCUGUCCCCUCUUAUGUCAUCAAUUAUGCUCUGGCUGCUACUAAGGUCAGAUUUUUUGUGGAUUUUUUGCUUCCUACUAUUAUUGGCUGCAUGCCGAUGAUUAUACAAAAUACUUCUAUUGGAAGUCUUGCUGGUGCUGCUGUUGCUUCAGCGUCUGGUUCUCAGAAAUCUCAGAUUUGGUCAUACGUUUUCCCAGUUAUUGGGAUAAUAUCCAGCAUUCUUAUCUCUUUCAGGAUCAGAACAUAUAGUAAAAAUAUUUCUGUUGAAUCUUCUGUAAUUGAAAAUAGCAAUUCUGAAAAUAGUGCUGACUCAUCUCAACUAUUAACCAGUCACAAGACAGACGAGAAUGUGAAGAAAAGGUGAUGAUAUCUUUCUUCUCUUAUUUUCCUUUUACUACAUUAGACAGGUUACAGAUUUGUAGUAUUACAGAUUUUUUGUUUGAUUAAAUACUCUUUCUAUGGAAAAAUCCAAUUUUAAGAGAGAUGAAUGUUCUCUUUAUUAUAUAUUUUUUUAUUUUUA